UCAAUCUAUUUGUUUUUUCUUUCCUCUCUUUUCUUCCCACUUUUAUUUUACACCAUUCAAACACUUCCUUAAUCUUCUUCUUCAUCAUCCACAUUUACUCUUUAUUUUCUCUAAUGAUCCAAUAAUGGUAACCCCAUUUUUCUCUCUGUUUGCUUUCACCAUUCUCAUCUGUUAUCUGUCCGUUAAAGUCUCCGGCGAAACUGACGGCGAUACGACGGCGUUUGACUUUGGUACACUUACUCUUACUAGCUUAAAACUACUUGGUGAUGCACACAUAAACAAUGGAAGUGUACACCUCACACGUGACCUUCCCGUGCCAAAUUCCGGCUUCGGACGAGCGUUUUAUGCCCACCCGGUAAAGUUCCGGCAGCCGGAGAAUAAUUUUCCGGCGAGCUUUACUACUUUUUUUUCAUUCACUAUCACAAAUCUCAACCCAUCUUCGAUUGGUGGUGGGAUUGCUUUUCUCAUUUCCCCUGAUGAUGAUUCAAUGGGUAUUCCUGGUGGGUAUUUGGGUCUUACCCGAGAUUCAAACCCGGGUUUUAUUGCAGUUGAAUUUGAUACAUUAAUGGAUGUUGAGUUUAAAGAUAUUAAUGGAAAUCACGUGGGUUUAGAUCUUGGAUCAAUGGUUUCAACCCAUGUUGGUGAUUUAGACUCCAUUAAUAUCGAUUUAAAGAGUGGUGAUCUAAUUAAUGCUUGGAUUGAUUAUUCUGGGUUAACCCAAAUGUUUAGUAUCUCAAUUUCUUACUCUAAUCUUAAACCUAAACAACCCCUUCUUUCAUUCGCUCUUGAUUUAGAUGAUUUUGUGGGUAAUCAUAUGUUUGUAGGUUUUUCUGGGUCUACACAGGGGAGUACUGAAACUCAUAGUAUUGAAUGGUGGAGUUUCUCAUCUUCUUUUGAAUCCCCAAAUUUAGAACCAUCGAUCCUCUCACCCUCACCUUCAUUGAUACUUCCGCCGCCGCUAACGCCGCCAUUUACGGUUCCUGAUAAAACAACUACUCCGCCAGCGAUUUCGCCGUCAGGAUCAAAAUCAAUGGUAUCGGAAAAAAGAUCAAAUUCCUGUGAUAAUCAGCUAUGUAAGCGGAAUCCAGCAGCAGUAGCCGGAGUAGUAACAGCAAGUGCCUUCUUAUUAGCAAUCUUUGGAGGGAUUCUCUUCUGGGUUUUCACUAAGAAAUCAAAGCUAAACUUCCCUAAAAGCUCAAGCUCUUGUUCAUUAGCAACUGAUAUAAUCAAAAUGCCUAAAGAAUUCAGCUAUAAGGAGCUAAAUUAUGCUACCAAAAGGUUCAAUUCGAGUCAGGUUAUCGGGCAUGGAGCAUUUGGGACUGUUUAUAAGGGGAUAUUGCCUGAAACAGGGCAUGUAGUUGCUGUAAAAAGAUGUAGUAAUAACAAUGGAGGUCAAGGCAAGAAUGAGUUUUUGUCAGAAUUGUCAAUAAUUGGUACACUUAGGCAUAGAAAUUUGGUAAGACUUCAAGGAUGGUGUCAUGAGAAAGGUGAAAUUUUAUUAGUAUAUGAUUUAAUGCCAAAUGGGAGUCUAGAUAAAGCAUUGUUUGAAUCAAAUAUUGUAUUAAAAUGGCAAGAUAGAAGAAAAAUUUUACUUGGGGUAGCUUCAGCUUUGGCUUAUUUGCAUCAAGAAUGUGAGAAUUUGGUAGUACAUAGGGAUGUUAAAACAAGUAAUAUAAUGUUAGAUGAGAAUUUUAAUUCUAGGUUAGGUGAUUUUGGGUUAGCUAGACAAAUGGAGCAUGAUAAGUCCCCGGCCGCCACAGUGGCGGCUGGGACAAUGGGGUAUUUAGCCCCGGAGUAUCUCCUAACCGGUCGCGCCACUGAUAAAACUGACGUGUUUAGCUUUGGAGCGGUGGUGCUCGAGGUUGCGAGUGGUCGGAGACCGAUAGAGAAGGAAAAGAUUGGUGUCAAGGGGAAUGGGAAUGGGAAUGGGAAUUUGGUGGAAUGGGUGUGGGGGUUACACAAUGAAGGAAAUUUGUUGAGUGCUGCGGAUGGGAAGUUGAAUGGAGAAUUCGAUGAGGCGGAGAUGAGGCGGGUAUUGCUUGUAGGGUUGGCGUGUUCGCACCCGGAUACGAUGGCUAGGCCUACAAUGAGAUGUGUGGUGCAAAUGUUGGUUGGUGAUAGUGAGGUUCCUAUUGUGCCAAGGACUAAGCCUUCUAUGAGCUUUACAACUUCUCAACUUUUAUUAAGCUUGCAAGAUAGUGUUUCUGAUUGCAAUGCUAUGCUUACUAUUUCCACUUCCUCUUCAUCAUCGGAAAGGAAUUUGUUCCUACAUGGUGCUAUUUCUAGUGGUCAAGGUGGUGAUGAGCUUGUCUAAUCAAGGAAGCGUAUCAGACUUCGACUAAUCGUUCAAAAAUUGGUUCAGUUCGAAGUGUUUUAGACUUUGACUAAUUGUUCGAAAAUUGGUUCAAUUCGAAGCGUAUCAGAGUCUGAAUAAUCAUCAAAAAAUGGGUUCAGUUUAAAGCGUAUCAAAUUUGGGUACUAUAGGGUCCACUAUUAAAUAGUCCUAACAAGAAUUUUGUCACUUAUGUUAUACAUAUGAAAUAUAGGUUAAAUUUUAUUUUGGUGGAGUUUUAGAUAUAUUGUUUCAUUGAUUAUUAUGUAUGUAUACACAACUAAUAAUAAUUGAUGAUUUCCCUACAAAAGAAAAAAGGGGGAAAGUGUUGUAAUUUUAGCAUAAAGUUUUAUGACAUGUAAUGGGAUUAUGGGGGUACUAAGGGACCCUUGAUGGUGUAUCAUAGUUUUAACUUAUUAUUGAAAGAAUAACGUCUAUGAAAGGAAAAUGACUACCAAAGUUGACAAA
Messenger RNA from Amaranthus tricolor (Joseph's coat), 2800 nucleotides. RefSeq names its product L-type lectin-domain containing receptor kinase VIII.1-like. Gene Ontology annotation, cellular component: plasma membrane. Lineage: Eukaryota; Viridiplantae; Streptophyta; Magnoliopsida; Caryophyllales; Amaranthaceae. The record is from RefSeq and is a predicted model, not a curated record. Gene Ontology annotation, molecular function: carbohydrate binding; ATP binding; protein kinase activity. Gene Ontology annotation, biological process: protein phosphorylation. The transcript has a single exon. Bases 125 to 2314 code for a protein of 729 amino acids.